This is a messenger RNA of Cuscuta epithymum, 576 nucleotides long. Lineage: Eukaryota; Viridiplantae; Streptophyta; Magnoliopsida; Solanales; Convolvulaceae. The record is from the annotation of a GenBank genome assembly.
UGGGAGGUGGAACAUAUGAAGAUAGCGUGUCCACAACUCGGACAAAACUCGAGGUCACGAACCUCGGCGAAACAUAGAUGCAAUAAUUGCAAGAAAAACCACAUGGGUAGGUGUUGGGAUCCUCCUAAAUGUUACCAAUGUGGGGAGGCGGGGCAUAUGAAGGUGGCAUGCCCCCAACUCGGGCGAAGACGAGCCACAAGGGUUGAUGGUGGAACCUCGGGAGGCAAAGGCCAAGCAAGAACAUCUCAUUCAAGCACGGGAGAUGGAGGGAUUAUGAAAGGCAAGUCAUCCUUCGUGAUCGAGGGAGAAACUCAAGAAUCGGUCAGUCCAAUUGCAUCGGUAGAUGCUCGGGAAGAAACCCAACCCUAUUGAAGUUUUCAGGUAGAAGCUAGAGCUUGCUUCCUGUACCCGUUGCUUCGGGAGUUCUUGGAGAGAAGACGUGGUUCGUGCUUCCUCCGUUCUGUUUUCAAAACAAUUACAAUGAUGCUCAUGGAUAAUAUUUUCUAAUAAAUUAUUGAGGGCUUGUAUGCCCAAGUUUGCCAAGUGUGGCUUGAACACUUGUAAUAUUGUUUCCGC